AUGUAAGUAUGUGUGUGUUAAAGAGAGGGAGAGAGAGCGUGCGUAAGAGAGGGAGAGUGAGUGAGUGAGAGAGAGACUGAGGAGUGAGCAAGAGAGAGCGAAAGCUGCCAUCAUAUGACACUGACUGAGCCAAGUUGAGAAGCAAACUGCUGCAAAGAGAGAGAGAGAGAGACGGAGAGAAGGGGGAGAGAAAUGAGGGGAUAGAAGAAAAGUUGACAAGCAGAAGAGAAGAUAAACCCUCAGAAGAGCGUCCACCAAGCGUCCACCUGCGGCCAGGAGAACACUGAAAGAUGGAUGCAAAUGAGACAGGGCCACCCAAGGACCCUCCCGAGGAUGUCAACAAACUGAGCUUCUGGAUGCCUGGGAACUACCAGCGCACAGUGCAGAGGACUCCUGACUCAUUCCAGGCGUGUAAUGACAUCGUGACCUGCUUCCAGGAGCGUGCCCGCGUGGAGAAGCAGUACGCCCAGCAGCUCAGCCAGUGGAGCAGCAAAUGGAAGAACAUCACCGAGACCAGGCCUCUGUACGGCUCCCUCAUGCGGGCAUGGCAGUGUUUCUUCAGCUCCGCCGAGCGUCUCUCCGCCCUGCAUUCCAACAUCUCCCAGUCCCUCGUUGCUGAGGAAGGCGACCGCGUACGCACCUGGCAGAAGGACACCUUCCCGCGCAAGAUGUUCUACGGCUUCCGCGAAGCGCACGACCUGGAGACCGAGUUCUCGCGUGCUCAGAAGCCAUGGGCCAAAAAGCUGAAGAAACUGGAUCAGGCACGUGCAGCUUACCACAAGGCCAGCCAGCGCGAGCAGGCCGCCAGUGACCGCGAGAAGGCGGCCAAGGACAACUCAGCCCUGAGUGAACAGAAACUCAACAAGAUUGUGAAGGCCACGGAGUCGGCCAGGGAGGACAAGGAGAAAGCCCACGGGAAGUAUGAGAAAGUCCUGGAAGAUGUGACAUCAUAUGCCCCUCGCUACAUGGAGGAGAUGGAGGCUAUUUUUGAUAAGUCACAGGAGGAAGAGAGGAAACGCAUCAGCUUUCUCAAACAAGCCUUCCUGUCAAUACACCGUCACUUGGACGUCACCAACAAUGAGAGUGUGAAGGCUGUGUACAGCGAGCUGCACCACACACUGAUGUCCAUAAGUGAGCCAGACGAUCUGCGCUGGUGGAAGAAUAACCACGGCCCUGGCAUGCCCACCGAUUGGCCCAGACUAGAGGAGUGGAUUCCUCCUCUGCACAAACCAAAGCGAGGCAAGAAGCCAAAGAGGGGACUGGAGGAGAGGACAGUAAUGAUCGGAGGGGUGAAAGUCCGGGCUUUGUUUGAUUACGUUGGCGAGGAGGAGGAUGAGCUCUCCUUCAAAGCAGACGAGCACUUCCUGAAGAUCGAGGAGGAGGACGGCCAGGGCUGGUGCAGAGGCAUGAAGGAGGGCGGGGUCGAGGGAUUCUACCCAGCCAAUUACGUCGAGAUUGUAGAAUGACCUCCCACGCACUAGGGGAGCCAGAGGGCUCAGAUGCAGCUGCUCCCGAUGUUGGUUCUUGUUACCGUAGCAACCAGGAAUAAAGAAUGUGGACAGCUGAUUGUGUGCGCCACGGUGCCUGGAACCCAAGAAAAUGCCUGAAGUAUAUUUCCCCCUCUGAUAUGAAAGUAAUGCAUUGAUAUUAACCCAAAAAUAGGAUUACAUCAAGAGGUUUAAAACAAUUAAGCAUUUAUGUAUUUCAUUUCUCUGAAUGAAGGUUUACUGUAUUCAACAUUUCUAAUUAAAUCUAAAUAGAGUUUCUAAUUAAA
This is a messenger RNA of Sardina pilchardus (European sardine), 1774 nucleotides long. RefSeq lists its product as uncharacterized. Gene Ontology annotation, molecular function: phospholipid binding; protein binding. Gene Ontology annotation, cellular component: cytoplasm; endosome; plasma membrane. The transcript is spliced from 10 exons. Lineage: Eukaryota; Metazoa; Chordata; Actinopteri; Clupeiformes; Clupeidae. The record is from RefSeq and is a predicted model, not a curated record. Bases 291 to 1466 code for a protein of 391 amino acids. Gene Ontology annotation, biological process: regulation of endocytosis; plasma membrane tubulation; cytoskeleton organization.